This is a messenger RNA of Chelonia mydas (Green sea turtle), 5626 nucleotides long. It is a transcript of the gene CHMP4C, whose product is annotated as charged multivesicular body protein 4C. The coding region runs from base 218 to 880 and encodes 220 amino acids. Gene Ontology annotation, biological process: vesicle budding from membrane; late endosome to vacuole transport via multivesicular body sorting pathway. The record is from RefSeq and is a predicted model, not a curated record. The transcript is spliced from 5 exons. Gene Ontology annotation, cellular component: ESCRT III complex; cytoplasmic side of plasma membrane; multivesicular body. NCBI's taxonomy places the organism in Eukaryota, Metazoa, Chordata, Testudines, Cheloniidae.
GCAGAGAGGGUCUACAGGCCUGGGGGAGGCGGUGUCUCCUGUGACACCUGGCCCAGGUGUGGGGCGCGUCACGUGGCCCCGCCGCCUCCCUGCCCGGCAGCUUCCGCCUCCUCCCAGCGCUGCUCGGGCCGGCCAGUCGGGAAAUGCCCGGGCCGCUGGCGGCUCGCUGAGCGACCCCCAGGGGCUGCAGCGCCGAGCCCGGAGCGCCCGCGCCGCCAUGAGUAAGCUCGGCAAGCUGUUCAAGGGAGGCGGCCCCGGGCGCCCCAAGGGGCGCGCGGGCCCCACGCCCCAGGAGGCCUUAGCCCGGCUGCGGGAGACCGAGGAGAUGCUCGCCAAGAAGCAGGAGUACCUGGAGACCAGGAUCGAGAGGGAGCUGGCCGCGGCCAAGCAGCACGGCACCAGGAACAAGCGGGCUGCAUUACAAGCCCUGAAGAGAAAAAAGAGGUACGAGAAACAGUUGAGCCAAAUUGAUGGGACGCUCUCCACCAUCGAGUUCCAGCGGGAAGCGUUGGAAAAUUCCCACACCAACACAGAAGUGUUCAAGAAUAUGGGCUAUGCUGCACAAGCAAUGAAAAAAGUGCAUGAAAAUAUGGACCUAGACAAAAUUGAUUCUUUGAUGGAUGAUAUCACUGAACAGCAAGCGGUUGCCCAGGAGAUCUCAGAAGCUAUUUCAAACCGAGUUGGGUUUGGUGAUGAGUUUGAUGAGGAUGAGUUGAUGGCAGAAUUGGAGGAAUUGGAGCAAGAAGAACUGAAUAAGAAAAUGACCGAUGUCAGAUUGCCAAGUGUCCCAUCCACAUCGCUGCCUUCCCGCCCUGCAUCCUCCAGGAAGAGAGUGGAAGAUGAAGAUGAUAUGAAGCAGCUGGCGGCUUGGGCUUCGUAACAUCAGACUGCAGUGUUUAGAACAACAGCUUUCUUAUGAUACAGGUGUAAAGAGUUGCAAUAACAUUUUAUAUGCUUAACAAGUCAGACCCAAUUUGAUCACUUGUUUUACUUUGGUAGGGCCAAAUGAUUUUUUUUUUUUUAACUUCGAUACUAUUUUUAAAUGUGGUGGGGUUUUUUUGUUGUUUUUUUUUAAAAAAAAAAAGAUUUUUAGGACUCGGUCAGUCUUGUCACUUUUACAGUGAAGAAUCCAAAUGGAAUUUUUAUUAAAAAGAGCUUUUACUGGGUAGAGCCUUACUACACAGUAUUUUUGUGAGACACUAAGGCCCCAUGUACACACGUGACCAAAUUCACUGCUGGAGGGAAUGUUUGAAAUGUAGCAAAGUCGUCAAGGUUUACAAGCAGUGGUCAGCCUGGCUCAGAGUAUUUGAAAGCUAGUGGAACAGCUUCCAUAAGCUGCUCUGAACACAUGGACCCAAUGGGGCUGCAUGUGGGCACAGAGAUCAUCCACCCAGAGCAUCUUGCGGUAUCAAGGUCACAGAUUGUAAGCUCCUGGGGGCAGAAUCUUCUAUGGAAGGCUUUGGGUUUUUGGUUUUUUUCUGAAAAUCACCAUAUACGCCUAUAUAAUUAGUUAUAAUCAAGGUUUAAAAUCAGUUCAGGCUCAUUCAGUGAAAAUAGAGUUUGGCUCUCAAGUGUGACUAGGGGAAAACCAGAGAGUGUAGAAUUAGGUUUAAUCUAGGUCCCUGCCGGUUUAAAACUGAUUCGGCUAACUCUGUUAAAGACCCAGAGGAGAUGCGGCCUAACUACUGCUUAUAUGCCUCCCAACUUAACUUUUCCAGGAUGAAUCUUAACUUCAUAUUACAGAUUGUUAAAAGAAGUCAUAAUGGGACUUGUAAUGCUGUGAUUUCAAAACAACAUUGGUUUCCAAGCAUUGAGUUCCUGUACUGAGACGUGAAUGGAAAUUGUAUUCAAAUGUUAAUAUUUGAAAUUUCUUUUAACUUCUUCCCUUGAAUGUGAGUGAUUUAUUUGUGGUGAUUAUGUACAGUAUUGCGCAACUGAUUAUUUUUAGUCUGAAAGGACAAAUGUUAUUUUGAGUGCUGAAGUACUAUGUAUGCAGAGAAAUCAAAACAAGCAAAAUUAAAUGUUUCUCUGUCAAAGUGAAUUUUGAUGUUAAAUGAGACCUCUGACUUAGUAACCCACUACCAUCUGCAGUGAAAUAGUGAAACACUUAAGUUGUGAGGUUUUCUAGAGUACUGGAAAUCAAAGUAGUACUGAUCUGGGUUUCUUGUUUUAAAAAUUUUAAUUGGUAAUCAGGCCAGCCAGGAAACAGUGGACAACGGGGGCUCUUUAUCCUUGUAGCAGCAGUAGAUUAACCACUUAAGACUGUGACAAGCACUUUGGCCUCACACCAGCAAAUGACUUCAGUUGCCAUUCUCCUGUACUUAAUGUUAAGCAUGGGCUUGUGUGUGUCUGACUGGAUAAAGGCCAGAGUGCUCAGCAUCAUGCUGGAUUGAGCCCUGUUAGUGGAAUGGGUUUGAAAUUACAAAUAUGACUGGAUUCUCCUUCCGUACACUAGUACAGAACUAUUGUAACUUCAUUCACUUCACUGGAGUUACUUUUGAUCUAUGCAGGUAUGAAUGGAGAAUCACGUCUGGGUGCUAGGCUAAGCAGCUAAGUGGCCUGUUAGGCCUUGUCUACACUAAAGGGAAAAGUUGUUCUAAGCUACACAAUUUGAGUUAUGUGAAUAGUGUAACUCAAAUCGAUGUAGCUUAGAUCUGCUUACCGUGGGCUCCACACUACGCAACAUCAACAAGAGACACUCUCCUGUCAACUGCCCUUACUCUUCUCAGGUGGAGUACAGGAGUCGACGGGAGAGCGAUCGGUGGUCGAUUCAGCCAGUCUUCACUAGACCCGCUAAAUCCACCGCCGAUAUAUCGAUUGCCGCAGCGUCGGUAAGUGUAGACAAGCCCUUAGAGAAACCCAGGUGCAUGUGCAACUCUGCUCCAGAGCUAGGAGGCACCAGAAAGAAUCUUUCUGGAGCAAUAGAAAGAAAGCUGGAACUUUGUAGGUCUCUAUUAAAAUAGUAUAUUUUAAAUGUAAAAGACUACGCUUUAAAAUAUAUUAUGGAAACUAAUACAGUAACGUAACAGUGUCAUUCAAUUAUAUUGCAUUCUAAAAUGCAAGACAAGAUACUGAUGAGAAGCUGCUGGGACUAGGGGGUUUAUUAAAACAACUAAUCUUCUGCGUUAUUCAGAUCUGUUUUCUAUGCAUUUGGUGAGAGUCACACUUUCGAGGUGAAAAGCCAGCUUUUCUACGUAAAUGUACCUAAGUUAUGGAUAAACCGGGUAAUGGUGAUGGACUGCUUAGGCACAUAACUGGCCAAGUGUUUGCACAGAUCUGAUCACUAUGCACACCUCUGGCAUUUCUAUACAUAAGUUAGGCAGUGCCAAUCUGUUUACAUGCUUAGUUUAGAAAGACUGGCCUAUAGCAUCUGUUUUUUCUCAAGUUAGUAGUUUUCCAAUACUUAGCACUUAACCUAUUCAAAGUGCUUGACUAACACUAAUUAAAUACAAUGUAUAUUUGAUUGUACCUUUUAGAAGUAGGCGGAGAUAUUUGUAUGGCUAUUUAAUUUCUCUUGAAAAUAAAGACACGGUCCCUGCACUGGAAAGCUUUCUCUGUGUCUAGUUGUGUACAGCACACAUUUGUAUGGGAUCUAAGCAUCUUAUAAGUAUCUAGAUAUUAACAACCAGCGACUUUUUGAUAACUGUAGGCAGGGAGUCAGCGUCGUUGUGGCACAAUGAAAGGCUUUUCCCCCCAGGCACCGUAGUUCUCAAACUCCAGAAAUCCCCAGCAUACCUUCAAAGACUAUAGAGGACUCUGGAGUCCACGUUGUUUUAAGUUAGCAAAGGUCAAGGCAAUACAUAGCCAUAUCGAUAACCCAAAUUCUAAAGGUGAGAAAUCUCACUGGAGAGACCACCACAAAUUCCCAAACACCCUUGGUAGGCUAAGAGAAUACAUCCAAAGAUGUAUAUGAAUCUUCCCAUUUCAGACUACCGAUGACUUUAGUCCACUUCAGAAAAUGCAAACCUGCUGCCUUUGUGCAGGAGCCUUUCCCGUGAUCAGUUCAGAAGACAGUGGAAAGUUAAGAGGCCAGUCAUUAUCUUGAGCAAGCUGGCACUACAAACUGCAGAAUUCCAGCUACAUUUUAGCCUAUGUCCUGGUCCCGCCCUCAACUCCUCUUGAUCUCCAUGGGAGUUAAAAGGUGCUCAGUGCUACAUCAGAGUUGCUGAGGCUCUUGUAGAAUCUGGCUCUUGAAGAAUAAAGCCUUUGAAGGCCUGGGAACCGUAACCUACAGUCAUCCAACUGAGAUGUCCUAAAGACUUAAGUAGGAUUGCUGUGACCCAGGGAGGCUGAGAGUUGGGUGGUCAGACGACUGUUUGGGAGCAGAGAUGCCUCUUUGCUCUAGUACGCUUGUCCAAAGCAAUCAGAGCAUAGCACUGACUGGCCAGAAUCUGAGUGAACAUUUUGAUUUUUAAGGCUUUUGAACUGAGGUACCUUCAGUUGAAAGGCUCUGUGUGGUUACAGGGCUGGAUCCCCAGGUGCACCAAUCAGUGCACUGCUACUGAAAUAAUUGGAACUAUAGCUACAGCUGAGGAGCUAGUCUUUAUGUGUAAAUUGAGAUGCAACUGAAAACUGCCUCUUUCUUUUUGAACAUAUGUCUCUUUUUCUGUGCCAAGAUGGUAUUUGUUUAGUAUGGAAGCAGAAGGACUUGCUAGAGCCAACCUGCUACUGUAAGAGUAUUCUGCAUUAACUUGAGCAUAUCUUACAAACCGGAUUUUAGAAGCAUAAAGGUUCACUAUAGCUGACUCCACUCUGUGAAACCAUCUUUUUUAACAGUGUUUCUUUUAGGAAUCUUUUUUUCUUACUGGGCUUUGAUACUUUAAUCUGGGUAUUUUCAAAAAGGGAAAUAUUUAAUUUUUUUUACAAAUAUUAAGUUUGUGCUGUUUGUGUAAAUUAAAAAAAUUAAUAUUUUGGUGUAAAUUGUUCUAUAGAAGCUUUUGCUUAUCUUAUGGUACCUAAACUGUCCUCCCUAUGCUUUAAUUCUGUUAUCUGGACUGGGCAAACUUUGGUUGUGUUAAGGUUUUUUUCCAAAUCUUGAACAAUGUUGGGGGUGUGUGGUGGGACUCCCAAAACUAGAUUUGAAUUCAAAAGUUUUUCCAAAAGCAAUUCAGCUUAAUAUAUAUAUUCUAGGUAAAGUGAUGCAUAGGCUACAUUCCUGGAGUCCUGUCGGGGAUCUUCUACCUUGCAGAGAAAAUUCCACUGAAUUAGAAUGAGUUCCUGUAAAGCGGACACUCCUUUCCUGGAGUUUUAAGGAAGACAUGCAAAGGUGUUCUCUUCUUUAAUUGGGCUUUGUGCCCUUUUGGGUUUUUUUUAUUUUUAUAGAGAGCCUCGAAGAGCUGGACAGAUGCAUGUUUUCCCUCUUUCUGAGGCUGCUAGAGAUUGCCUCCAAAAUAUAUAUUCUUGCCUUUCAGCUCUCACUUGUCAAAUCCACAAAGAUGACCCUUCUCCAAACAUUCAUUAGACAUUGGAGUUAAAUAGGGGUCAACACAAACAUGAGAGAGUUUUAAACAAUCCAACUUAGAAUCAUCUAAGGGAGGACAUCAAGUUGGGUAGUUUAGAUGACGUGGUGCCUGAAAACACCCUUGGCUGCCUUGGAAGAAUUAAAGAUUACUCCAAAAAUCUUAAA